CCCUUCCUCCGCUGCAGCUUCCUCCGGCUGAUGGUCCGUCCCUGUUCUCACUCUCAACACCCUGAGCAGGAUGCUGUGUGUUCUUUGGGUCUGUUCAACAGCAAUGAAAUGGCCGUGCAAAAGUUUUUGCCAAAGAGCCACUUAUCCACGGUCAUCAUCCGGGACAACACCAGCGUGCAGCGGGUCCAGGAGAUUGAGGUGAGGCACUUGGAGGAGACUCAGAAGAAGACCGGCCACUUCUACGAGCACCUGAAGAAGAAGUUCACGGGCGACCAGCAGAGGAAGAUGUCCCGGUGGAAGAAGGAGUACGACAAAUUUGGGAAAAUCCUGGAUGUGAUCGGGCAGAAAACCAGGAACCUGGCAGCCACUUCGGCCAGCCUGACUAUGAGGCAGUCCCAGGAAGGCGGCCGGGGAGCAGCCCCCAAGACAGCAGCAGCCAUGCUGAGGGGGCAGUGACGGAGCGCGGAGUCCGCCCGCGCCCCGCUGCGCAGGCUCCUUAGGCCCUCCAGGGCUCCUGUCCGAGGCCUCUGGCGCUCUGCCCUUUCCGCCCAGAGGACGCGGGGAGCUCAAGGCUCGCGGUGGGCU
Messenger RNA from Pelodiscus sinensis (Chinese soft-shelled turtle), 585 nucleotides. It is a transcript of the gene CZH5orf52, whose product is annotated as chromosome Z C5orf52 homolog. The record is from RefSeq and is a predicted model, not a curated record. Lineage: Eukaryota; Metazoa; Chordata; Testudines; Trionychidae.